AUGAGAAAUUUGAUAUGCCUGCGAUAUUUCAUGUCAGACACAGAGAUUCCUGCCAAUAUCGUGGGGCAGUUGAUUUCUCUACGAAAAUUGUCUUCCAUCAAAGUGCUUAGAAGGAAAGGAUGUGGUAUUGAAGAGCUACGCCAUUUGACUAACCUUACCGGAAGUCUCUCUAUUUCACAUCUAGAGAAUGUCCCUAGCAAAGAGGAUGCUGUCAAGGCAGAUUUAUCUGGAAAGAAAAAUUUAGACGAGAUUGAUUUCAGUUGGAGUGAGGAUGAUCAAGGUUCCAACAGAGGUGACAAGGAUGUAUUGGAAGGCUUGCAACCCCCUAGAGAUGUGAAAAUUUUGACAUUUAGCAACUUUAUAGGUGAUAAUUUUGCAGAAUGGGUAACGAAGAUGGCAAUCCAUAAUGAAGGGAAAUGGACACCCCUUGACAAGCUUGUGGAGAUCAGAUUAUAUGACUGUAGGAGCUGCCUCUCUCUUCCGACACUUGAGCACCUACCACAUCUUCGGAAUCUUUUUUUAUGGAAUAUGGACAGCCUAACAUGCUUAAGGAGCUCUGAUGUUAACGGAUCAACGAAGCCUUUGUCUCCAUCGUUGAGAUCACUCAUACUAUGGGGUAUGGAAAGACUGGAAAAGUGGAUAGAUGGAGCACCCAACAGCUCAAAAAUGAUAUCGCCUGUCCUCCGGGGCUUGGUCAUUCGUCAUUGCCCAAAGAUUAUUCUCAUAGAUGAAUGCCAUCCCCAUCCUCUUGUUUCCUUAGAAAUUAGUGACUGCAAUGGUCUGGUGUCCAUUACGAGCAUACAAGGUCUUACAUCUCUUGAAUUUUUAUCUAUCUUGAGGUGCCCUAGUCUUUUAGGAAUAGCCAAUUUGCCCAACGAGUGUCAUUCUUUGAAGACUUUGUCUAUUAGCCAUUGCAACAACCUGACUUCCUUGCCUCAUGAAAUGUUUGAAUGUUUUGCCUUCUUAAAUGAUUUGACACUUGGUCCGUUCUCGAAGGAGCUGGAUUCUUUCCCGAGUCUCCAAGGCAUCGAGAAGUUAAGGAACCACCUUCACUACUUGGAACUAAGAGGUUGGGAUCACUGGGAGUCGAUGCCAGAAGAAAUACAGCACCUCACUUCACUGACUGCAUUAAUCAUUAAGUGA
Messenger RNA from Lactuca virosa, 1143 nucleotides. The record is from the annotation of a GenBank genome assembly. NCBI's taxonomy places the organism in Eukaryota, Viridiplantae, Streptophyta, Magnoliopsida, Asterales, Asteraceae.